This is a messenger RNA of Penicillium brevicompactum, 663 nucleotides long. RefSeq names its product GPI anchored serine-threonine rich family protein. Lineage: Eukaryota; Fungi; Ascomycota; Eurotiomycetes; Eurotiales; Aspergillaceae. The transcript has 2 exons. The record is from RefSeq and is a predicted model, not a curated record. Bases 1 to 663 code for a protein of 220 amino acids.
AUGUACUUUUCUCCAGCACUCAUCGCCGCCACGGCUUCUCUUCUGACUCUGGGUCUCGCCGCCGACCCUCUGUCCUUCAACUCUUGGCCCAAGGAGCCUCUCCAGCCCGGCAAGCCUAUUACUCUCACAUGGUCUGGUGGCGACCCUAGCCAGCCGGUGACUAUCCUCCUUCGUAAGGGAAGCUCCACCCAGCUCAAGGAUGUCAAGGCCAUUACCGAUCAGGGCAAGGACGGCACCUUCACCUGGACCCCCGAUCAGGAUGUGAAGCCUGGAGACACCUACGCUUUCCAGGUCAAGCAGGGAGAAGAGAUGAACUACACUGCCCUGUUGAAGUCCUCGGACAAGCCCCUUCCCGAGGAAGAGAAGGACACCACCACUGGUGCCACAACUGGUAGCACCACUGCCACCCAGACAACCGAUACCACCAUGGCUACCAGCAGCAAGCCUCUCAUCAGCUCAUCUGCCAGCGGCUCUGCCACUCCCUCCAGCUCCGCAGCUGCCACUGCCACUACCACAACUGAAAGCGCGCCCACCGGAACUGAGGUUGUCAAUGGAAAGGAGCCUGACUCGACUGGGGCUGUGCAGACUGGUGCUGCAUCUGUUUCUCGGUCAUCUGUUCAAUGGGUUAUGGGUGUUGCUGGCUUGUUGGCCUACAUUGUUUAA